AUAGAAACAGAGUAGCCAUGAGGACGAGCAGAGUUUCAUUCAACGUAUCGUAUAUAAUAAUAAUACUCUACUCCAUUCACUCUGUAAAUCUCUGCAACUUACACUACACCAUUCAAGAAUCUCAAUAAUUAAACCCUCUUUUCUUCAUGGCCAAACCAUUCACUUGAAACCUCCAUCUCUCUUUUAUGGAGUCUUCUUCUUCUGCAACUCAUAGAUCAGGAACCAAUACAACCACAAGCGAGCUUUUUAUCUGCUUCAGCUCACGCAACAACUCCAUGAAAACAUCCUCUAAAUCAAGCAUUUUGAGCCCCGGGAGGGCUCGAGACACCCCCACCUCACUCUCUACUUCUUUAAGUAGGAGGCUUAGGACUAGUGGGAGUAUCAAGAAUGGGCAGGCUUCGCCUAUGUUUCCUACUGGGAACAAAAGAAGGGGUUCUGGGUUCGAGAACCCGGAACCCUCUUCGCCUAAAGUGACCUGCAUUGGGCAGGUGAGGGUUAAGACUAAGAAGCAAGGGAAGAAGAUGAGGAACUUGUCGAGAAGGCCUAGUGGGGAGAUGAGUUUUAGGAAGAUGGAGCAUAAUCAGAUGCAGAGGCAGAGUAGUGUGAAUAGUAUUCAUCAUCAGCAGGAAUGCUCUUCGCAUAGGAAUCAGAGAUGGGUGCAUUUGCCGCUGACGAUUUGCGAGACUUUGAGAGGGUUUGGAUCGGAGUUCAGCUGCUUGUUUCCUUGUAAGUCUUCUUGUUUUUCGGGAGAGAAAGUGGAGAGAGAUGGGAGAGAGAGUGGGAGUUCUUGUGUGGAUGUGUUUGCGAAGUGGUUGGUGGCUGUGGAGGAUGAGAGGAGAGAGAGUGGUGGUGGGAAGAGGAGAGAUAUUGAGUUGGUUGUCGAGAAUGAGGAUGAGGAUGAGGAUGAUGAUGAUGAUGAUGAUGAGGAUGAAGGGAAGGUUGUGAAGAGGAGACAUGUGUUUGAUGAAAUUGAGAUUAAAGAUUAUGAUGAGGAAAGAGGGAGGGUUAGUAUUUGUAUUCCACCUAAGAAUGCUUUGUUGCUGAUGAGAUGUAGAUCUGAUCCUGUCAAGAUGGAAGCUCUGGCUAAUAGGUUUUGGGAGCCUCAAUUGCCUGCUGAAGAUGAAGAACUAGAGGAUGACAAGGGGGUGGUGAAUUCGGAGAAAGUUGAAGUUGAAAAUGAGGAGAUGGAGGUGUUUGAAGAACGAAGAGCUUCAGUCUCGGGUAAUAUUUUCGAUAAGGUAGAGGAAUGUGAAGUUGAGCAACCAGUGGAAGAAAAUGAAAUUAAGCAAGAAGAACUUAUCAAGUUGGAAGUUGAUGAGUUAAUUGGUGAGGAUUUGAGUGUUUGUGAACAAGACAAGAUAUUAGAGGAAGAUUUGCAUGAUAAUGAAGAAGAGGAUAUGCAAAGUGAUGGAGAGGCACAAAAUGGUGAACAAGAGAAGGCACUAGAGGACUUGCAAAGUAAGGAAGAUGAACAAGAUAUUGAACCACAAGACACUGAAGAAAACAACAAAAUACUAGUUGAAGAAGUGGAAGAAAAUGAGUCGAGUUUUGUGACUGCAUUGGAAGUAUUUGUGAAUCAAGAGAGUGAACUAGUUGAGCUAGGAGAGAGCAGGGUAAGUUGUUGCGAUUCGGAUGAUGAAUUAAACGAGGAAGCCAAACAUAUCCGGUAUAUUCUGCUCGAUUACAAGUCAGAAGACGAGGUUAGUAAACCCGAGCCAACGGAAAAAGAACAAGAGACUGCAUUGGAAAAUCAUGCAAUUGAUGGCUCAACUGAUGAGACUCAACAACAAGACCAGACUCAAAGUAGUCCAGAAGCCCAAUUACAAGUUGAAGAUCAACAAGAAGAGGAAGCAGUGGAGAGCAAUGUUGUUGAGGUUUUAGAGAGAGGAAAAGACAUGGAAGCCAAGAAAGAAGCUGAGAAAGUUCAGCAGCUCCCUGAUUGCUUAUUGUUAAUGAUGUGUGAGCCAAAGCUAUCAAUGGAAGUAUCAAAAGAGACAUGGGUUUGUAGUACAGAUUUCAUAAGGUGGCGUCCUCAGAAGAAGAAACCUCACGCUCCGCCGUGCUACAAGAAUUCAACUAGUCAUGGAAAUGAAGAGCAAGUGCCUGAGAAAAUAACAACCGUUGAUUCAAAGUGUGGUAAUCCCUUUGCUGCAUUGCCUCCGCCGUACCCAGUGACGCAUAAUCAGGCGGCGUUACAGCCGGGGAGGGCGUCGUGUUGCUUGCCGGCGGGUGGUGUUGUUUCGAUGGCUGCGAUGAUAGAGCAGAAGCUAGUGGAUGCGGUGGCGUAUGAGCCGUUUGUGCUGACGAGGUGUAAGUCUGAGCCGAUGAGGACGGCGUCUAAGCUGGCUCAGGGGGCUUGUUUUUGGAAGAAUAGGGCUAUGGAGCCGCAUAGGAGGGCCACGUAUGGCGCGGCUGGGGUUGGGUGUUGAGUCGAGCCGAGUCCAGUCUAGGUGUUUUGUUUAGAGUGGGGAGAUUGGUGUAGUGUUUGUUAGCGAGUGUUUUGCAUGUAGUCUGUACAUUUUAAUUGUUUUUUCUUAAGGAAACUUGAGUGAUUUUCUUAUUCAA
Daucus carota subsp. sativus is the source of this 2565-nucleotide messenger RNA. RefSeq lists its product as uncharacterized. NCBI's taxonomy places the organism in Eukaryota, Viridiplantae, Streptophyta, Magnoliopsida, Apiales, Apiaceae. The coding region runs from base 186 to 2429 and encodes 747 amino acids. The transcript has a single exon. The record is from RefSeq and is a predicted model, not a curated record.